Molecule: messenger RNA, 4149 nt
Organism: Schistosoma intercalatum
Lineage: Eukaryota; Metazoa; Platyhelminthes; Trematoda; Strigeidida; Schistosomatidae
Source: the annotation of a GenBank genome assembly
GUAAGCUGUAGGUCGUGCUAGCGUUUUGUCGGUAUAAUUUCUCCCUUCUGUUUUUGUUACCUGGGUUUAUCAGCCAUGAAAUGCCCUUCAUGCAAUAAGGAGGUCUACUUUGCUGAGCGGGUCAGUUCACUUGGAAAAGACUGGCAUCGUCCGUGUUUGAAAUGCGAAAAGUGCAAAAAAACGCUGACUGCGGGUUCCCACUGUGAACAUGAUGGUAAACCCUAUUGUCAGACUCCGUGUUACCAAGCCCUGUUUGGACCCAAAGGUGAGUGAUCAUCAAGUAAUCGGUUCUGUUUGUUAAUAAGUUGAUUUGAAAGCUUGACAGGUGCUAGAAUGUGUAGCAUUCAAUUUGGUCGCAAAUGCGUUUAGUACGAACUUCCACUUGCAGUAUUAAGUUGUGUAUCACUGACAUAUUUAGAAUGAGGUAUAAGCUAGUGAACAUUGUGUUGUUACGUCCUUCAUCUGUCUGCCCAGAACAUACAGGAGAAGAAUUUCCUCGAUCUAGGUUAAGGCUUUGACACGGUAGGCUAACUGGUUCAACCUUGAGGCUAGAAUUGCGUGAGUCCGAAUCGAGAUAUAUGAAUAAAUAUAUGACUAACACGAUCACAACGUACAAACAAUCAGAAAAAUACAAUUAUAUUCAAACUAAGCAUUAGGGUAAAAAAGUAGAGUGCAAAUUGUUACGUAUAAAUUACAAUAGCUUUGGAAUGGAAAAAGGUAUGGCAGUGUAUUAUGCAUCAAACGGAAGCUUACGCUUUAUGAAAUAAUUCAGAAACUAAACGAAAUGUAAGUAUUUUACAGACUUAGAAUUAAGUUUAAUAAUGUCCUCAAGAUUAGCUCCCUUUGUUCGUCAUAGCUUCUAUAUCUCUCUAUUCAAAUAAUGUGUAGUCUGAUUAAAUUGUGUGUUAUUGAGAAGUUAGUAUUGUAUGUGCUCAUGAAAACAACUGUCGUCCUGAGUAUAUGUGAAGUAAAUUAGGCACUUUAAGACGACAAUAACAAGAUUAACUACAGGCAGGUCCCCAGUAUUGCAAGAUAGUAGAUAGGAGGGCUGUGUAUAUUGCCUUCAACUUGCAAAGGUAUGUUUUUAAGUGGAGUGAAAUAUCGGUCCUGAUUUUGUCUAUUUUAGAAAAAAAAUUGUGUAGGAGAAAGUCACUGUCAAAAAUUAAUAUUCAUCUACUAUAUUGGCACAUUUUGUUUUCAGGUUACGGAUCAGUGGCCAGCAGUCACAUCUACAAAUAGAUAACAAAUUUGUUAUUUCAAGUUUUGUUUAUACAUUCUACGUGACUACUUUUGAUGUCUCUUAUUCAGACAAUUUCAAUAGAUCGCUCCCUCAAGUACUGUUAAAUUACUUGAUUUUGAUGUUUUAACUUAUGAAAUAAACUCGCUGCUUAAAAUUUGUUUUACUUUUCACUCUCAGUUGUAAGUCCGUAAUUGACGGUGAGAAGUGGUUACUUCGGCCACAUCGUUGUAUUAAGGUAUAUUAUUACUAUUAUUUGGAUACAGACGAUUGGCACAACGGGGAACCAAAUACAUAUGCGCCACAAAGAGAGGAAACAGAUUUGAAGACGGAAAGAACUGUAUUCAUUCUUCAGUUUCCUUGUAUAGUGAGACACUGGAUUGCAGUACGAUAUACACGUAAGAUAGUUCAUUGCGAAAAACAGCAGUGAAUUUAAGAGAUAAUAAUGAUCUAUUCAAGUUCACCAACUCUUUUCUCCUAAAAACACAUAUCAUGGGCAACUUACAUUGCUACAAUUUACCUCUUACAAACAAACCCGCAAGAAUCCACACAAAUAAGUAAGACAUAUGAGUUCGAAAGUUGAUACGGUCACCUCUUUUACCCUGGACUUUUGCUAAAUUUAAGCUUACACUAACGUUUUUCAUUCUCAUUCUCAUAUGUACAGGAUAUAUCUCAAUAACUAACCCAAUCAAUGAUACUCAGAAAACAUCUUAUUACAUUUAAGGGAAAAAGUUGAUCUACAUACACAUACAUAUUGUUUAUUGACUUGCCACCAUUUUGACUGGUAUUCCGAAUUCAGAAAUAGUUUUUCAUUCCCUAUACUAAUAGAUUUUUCACUAAUAUUUCCAUACUAAAAUAAUUCAGAAUCUGCAAAACAUGGACACUGAUAACAGAUGUUUCAGUUUGUCCUCUACGUAAGUGCAGAUUCUGAAGAGAGAAUACUUCAAAUUCAUGUUUAACGUCGCUUGUUAACUUUCAAUAUAUUUCCGGGAAGUAGAUCAUUUCUUAAUCCGUACACUCUCCCAUCGCACUCAAAUCACACGUUGCAUGUAUGGUCCUCAAUCAAGAUGUUCAGCUCACUUGCUCUACUAGUUGUUCGUAUAGUAUGCGGUAUAAACAAGAGGACAGAGAAAUAUAUUGAAGAUACGUAUCUGUCACUACAUAUUCAUGUAUGACUUGAUCAAUACACCCCUAUCAAUCAGAUUCAUUUCAUUGGACUUCAACUGCUCAAGUGUGAUUUUAAUUGGUCGUUGAUGGCCUUGAAAAUAGUGGUCAGAAAACCAUGUGACAUGACGGUGAGACCGAUACGAUUGGAUAAACAAUAAAAGCAUGAGAGAAGUUACGUUGUGUAAGCUGUAGGUCGUGCUAGCGUUUUGUCGGUAUAAUUUCUCCCUUCUGUUUUUGUUACCUGGGUUUAUCAGCCAUGAAAUGCCCUUCAUGCAAUAAGGAGGUCUACUUUGGUAGGUUUAAUAGUAUGCAAUUAUAUUAAAUAGCUGAGCGGGUCAGUUCACUUGGAAAAGACUGGCAUCGUCCGUGUUUGAAAUGCGAAAAGUGCAAAAAAACGCUGACUGCGGGUUCCCACUGUGAAGUAAGUGUCUUUGUUUACCGUAUUGUUUUCAUGAAUAAGUUGGCUUAAAAUAAUUAUAAUAUUGUUCAAACGGGAAGUACGUCUGAGAGUAUCCAUCACUUCAUACUGCCUAAUUUUGCAUCCCAUUAAAUAAUUAUCUUUCUUGUCAACAUGAUUACUUCAAUUUAUCUUAUUUUCACUUCUUAUUUGAUUCAGCUUCGCUUCGCGUCGAUUCACCCUUGACCUAAUAUAACAUUAGUAUGACUACUUGUUUGUAUUUGGCAAAUAUUUGGUCUAAUUUAUUUCCUGUGCUUUUAUUUAAACUGACUUGCUAGUUAUUUGUUCUCUGGAAAAAGUGACUUUCACUAAGUCGCAAGGUGUCAUAAAUCCGACGUUUUACUCAUUGGAUUAUUACGAAUAAGGUAUUAUUGUGAGCAAUCUAUUGGAAGGUCAAUUUAUUUGAAAUUUUCAAGUCAAAUCGUUCUAGCAAUACUUGAAAGAUGACUGGUGGGGUUUUUUUCUUCAUUUACUUUAUACUGAUUCGAAGGAGUAUUUACUGAGAGACACAAAAAAUAGAAUGAUAAAGAAGUACGGCACAACCGCGUAAGUCUUAUUAAUGCCUAUGAGCAAUCUGUGAAAAUGUGUUAUCUUGAAUAUUAUUCUCAUUGAUUAGGAUCUCCUAGUGGGUUCUGUGGAAUGUUCUUUGUCACGUUCUUUAGUAGUGUUAGUUUUGGUCAUUACAUUCACCGAAACGGUAGUGUGAACUGGUCUUUUUGAAAUAGUAAACGGUGUAUCAGUGUGAUAGCUUUGGUUUCGUACUGCUGGUCUGAAGCCGAUGAGAUAUCACUAUCCACAUAGCAUUUUACAACAUAUCAAUUAAUUCUUUUCAACAGAAAAGUGUUAGUCAAUGAACUUUCUCAGUGUUUUGUUCAGUGAGACAUAAUGAGAAUUAAAAUGUUAAGUAUAUUGUUCGGAUGUUGUGGUUGUGUAUAAGAAAUGUAAAUUUUAUUAUGGAGUUGAUGUAAACUAAGGACAUAAUAGAGUGACUUUUUGCAACUGCUAAUCAAUAUGAUAUUUAUUUAUAUUUCAGCAUGAUGGUAAACCCUAUUGUCAGACUCCGUGUUACCAAGCCCUGUUUGGACCCAAAGGUUACGGAUCAGUGGCCAGCAGUCACAUCUACAAAUAGAUAACAAAUUUGUUAUUUCAAGUUUUGUUUAUACAUUCUACGUGACUACUUUUGAUGUCUCUUAUUCAGACAAUUUCAAUAGAUCGCUCCCUCAAGUACUGUUAAAUUACUUGAUUUUGAUGUUUUAACUUAUGAAAUAAACUCGCUGCUUAAAAUUUG